Molecule: messenger RNA, 1064 nt
Organism: Styela clava
Lineage: Eukaryota; Metazoa; Chordata; Ascidiacea; Stolidobranchia; Styelidae
Biological process (GO): regulation of transcription by RNA polymerase II
Cellular component (GO): nucleus
Molecular function (GO): RNA polymerase II cis-regulatory region sequence-specific DNA binding; DNA-binding transcription activator activity, RNA polymerase II-specific
Source: RefSeq, a predicted model, not a curated record
AUUCAAAACAGAACACAUUCCAGAUAGAUAAACUUAACAGUUAAUACACGGUAUGUACGGUACACCUGAUAAGUACAGAACUUAAUGAACGGGCACAGGUCGCUAUAUUACACAACGUUCAAAUACUCUUAUUCAAAUAUUUACUAGUGCUUCUACGUUAACUACGGAAACUCAAUAAAUAUGGAAAGCACAUUCGGGGAACUUGUGGAAAGCAAAGCAAAACUGAAUUACGGAGGCAUGAAAGAAUCCACACAGAAAAGAAACCUUGUGUUUGUAAGGAAUGUCAGAAAUUCUUCAACUGUAAAUCACAGUUGCAAUCUCAUAUCCAAUUCCACUUCGGAGAUAAACUGCAUAUUUAUUGUGGUAAGUGUUUCACAACGAAAAGUACUUUGCAGGGACAUGGACGAAUCCACACUAAAAAACAAAAUUUUAUUUGUAAAGAAUGCCAGAAGUCCUUCAGAUGUCAGACAAUUUUGCGAAGUCACAUGCAAACCCAUACCGGGGGAAAACCAUUCAUUUGUGAUCAUUGUGGAAAGUGUUUUUCGCGAAGAUCUUGUCUGAAACAGCAUACAAGAAUCCACACUGGUGAAAAGCCUUUCACUUGUAGACAUUGUGGAAUGUGUUUUUCGAAAACUUCUAGUCUGAAAGACCAUAUUAGAACCCAUACUGGAGAAAAGCCAUUCCCUUGUGAACAUUGUGGAAAGUGUUUUUCGAAAGGUUCUGGUCUGAAGAUGCAUAUUAGAACCCAUACUGGAGAAAGGCCAUUCUGUUGUGGACAUUGUGGAAGGUGUUUUACUCAACGUGAUGGUCUGAAAAAGCAUAUUAGAACCCAUACUGGAGAAAGGCCUUUCACUUGUAUACAUUGUGGAAUGUGUUUUUCGCAAAGUUCUCAUCUGAAAGAGCAUAUUAAAAUCCAUACUGGAGAAAAGCCUUUCACUUGUAAACAUUGUGGAAAGUGUUUUGCGCGAAUUUCUUAUCUGAAAAGGCAUGUUAGAACCCAUACUACCUUUCCAUUGUAAAAAGUGUUUUGUGCAGAGUUCUAUCCCGAACGAGCAUAUUAGAAC